AUGCUACGCUUCGCCUCUAUGGCCAUCUGGGGUCUCCUGGCCACAGCGUCACCAACCACAGAGCGACGACAAGUCAACACACUCUCCGAGUUUAUCGCACAGGAGCGGCCCGUUGCCCUUGAAGGAGCACUUGCCAACAUCGGCGGGUUGAACUCCAGCUGGGUUGAUGGCGCCAGUCCUGGCGUAGUGGUCGCCUCGCCAUCGACUGUCAACCCGAACUACUUCUUCACAUGGACGCGAGACUCGGCUCUUACGUACAUGAUGCUGAUCGACGAGCUGAUCUUUGGAAACCGAUCUCUACGAGGAACCAUCGAGGACUACACAAAAUCGCAAGCGACUCUUCAGACUAUCACAAAUCCCUCCGGUUCACUGUGGCCAGCGGGCGACGGACUGGGCGAAGCGAAGUUCUACACCAACCUGACGAGGUUCGAUGGCACUUGGGGUCGCCCACAGCGCGACGGGCCGGCUCUGAGGGCAAUCGCGUUCAUGAAUCUCGCGCCCGUCCUGAUCGGCUUGAACGAGACCGACGAGUACAAGGAGAUCUAUUGGCCGUUGGUCCUCAACGAUCUCAAGUACGUGGGCCAGUACUGGAAUCAGACCGGCUACGACCUGUGGGAAGAAGUACACGGCUCGUCGUUCUUCACCAUCUCGGCACUGCACCGCGCGCUGGUCCAGGGUGGGCUGUUGGCGAAAGAGCUCGACGAAGAGUGCGCCGCAUGCGAGCAGGCAUCUCAGGUCCUCUGCUUCUUGGAACACAACUUCUGGAACGAAAGCGGCGGCUACUUGACCGCAGAUGUAAAUGUGAACAACGUCAACCGGAGCGGCAUCAAUGCAGACCCGCUCCUGGCGGCCAUCACGAACUUCGACGUCAACGCUACUUGCGACGCGAGCCACACGCAACCAUGCAACUCACGCAUGCUCGCGACCCACAAAGUCGUGGUCGACAGCUUUCGCAACCUAUGGCCGAUCAACAACAACGCUUCCGCGCCCGACGCCGCCCUCAUCGGCCGGUACCCUGAAGACACCUACUUCGGCGGCGGGGCCUGGCCGCUGUGCACGCUCGGCGCAGCGGAGCUGCUGUACGAUGCCGUGGCACAGAUCAACCGCACGGGAACCCUGAGCAUCGACGAUGAGAGCCUCGCGUUCUUCCAGGACAUAUUUCCCAGUGCAAAUGCUAGCAAUUACACCGGGGAAGUGAUGGGAGAGAUUCUUUCCGCGAUGACUACGUAUGCGGAUGGAUUUGUUGCUGCUGUUCAGAAAUACGUCCCCGCGAACGGCAGCAUCAGCGAGCAAUUCAACAACACGAACGGCGAAUCCACGUCCGCGAGCAAACUGACCUGGUCAUUCGCGUCCUUCGUCACGAUGUCUCAACGCCGAUCUGGCCAGUACCCACCACCAUGGGGGGCGUCGACGCCCGCCGCCAACACAGGCCUCAACUCCACGCAAUGCAACAGCACCUCGCACAACUCGACAGGCACCUACACCCCGGCCGUCGGCGCCGGCGCGCCCAACGUCUCAAGAGCAUGCUCCAGCGAAGUCGUCUUCAGCGUGAAUGCGACGACAUCGUUCGGGCAGAACGUGUUUCUCGCAGGGAACACGACCAAGCUGGGGAACAACCCGGGGAACGACUCGGCGCGCGUGAUUCUGCCGCUCAACCCCGGGAAUUACUCGAGCCGCAAUCCCCAGUGGUAUGUGAAUAUCUGGCUUGCGGCCGGGGUCAUCGCCGAGUACCAGUAUGUCCUGCAACAGACAAAUGGGAGUUACACAUUCGAGGCUGGUCCCAGUAGGCACCUCACUGCGUCGGGCUGUGGCAGUGGUCAUGUGGUGAGGGUUGACGAUGUGGCGAGGUUUCCACCGAGCGAGUGA
Molecule: messenger RNA, 1866 nt
Organism: Exophiala aquamarina CBS 119918
Lineage: Eukaryota; Fungi; Ascomycota; Eurotiomycetes; Chaetothyriales; Herpotrichiellaceae
Exons: 4
Coding region: 1-1866 (621 amino acids)
Biological process (GO): polysaccharide catabolic process
Cellular component (GO): fungal-type vacuole
Molecular function (GO): glucan 1,4-alpha-glucosidase activity; starch binding
Source: RefSeq, a predicted model, not a curated record